Ylistrum balloti is the source of this 360-nucleotide messenger RNA. RefSeq lists its product as uncharacterized. The transcript has a single exon. The record is from RefSeq and is a predicted model, not a curated record. NCBI's taxonomy places the organism in Eukaryota, Metazoa, Mollusca, Bivalvia, Pectinida, Pectinidae. The coding region runs from base 1 to 360 and encodes 119 amino acids.
AUGCGGUUCCAUACAUUUGUUGCAAAUAGGCUAGCGGUUAUUCACGAGGCAACCUCUGUACAAGACUGGAACUGUGUUAGCUCUAAACAGAAUCCUGCGGAUUGUGCAUCUAGGGGAAUCCACAGGGUUGACAAAUUCAUUGGCCAUGAUGAAUGGUUCAAAGGACCGGAAUUUCUCUGGAAAUGUGAGGGAGAAUGGCCUACAAUCUCCGAGUCUUCUGUCGUGGAAGACAAUUUGUCAGAUGACCCAGAGGUGAAGGAGACAGUGUUUUCUGCCUUACUACAUACUUUGACGGAUGAUCCAAUCACGAAGUUGACACAAGAUGUUUCUGAUUGGUGGAGAUUGAAAAAGAAGUUGUGA